This is a messenger RNA of Esox lucius (northern pike), 6148 nucleotides long. It is a transcript of the gene col5a2a, whose product is annotated as collagen, type V, alpha 2a. The coding region runs from base 222 to 4706 and encodes 1494 amino acids. Gene Ontology annotation, molecular function: extracellular matrix structural constituent; protein binding. The transcript has 53 exons. The record is from RefSeq and is a predicted model, not a curated record. NCBI's taxonomy places the organism in Eukaryota, Metazoa, Chordata, Actinopteri, Esociformes, Esocidae. Gene Ontology annotation, cellular component: collagen type V trimer.
ACAAAAGGGGGAGGAAAAUUAGUGUUGCCAGCAUUCUUCUCAUUUAAAGCAGUAACUACUGCAACAAAAAAAAAAAGCACUAGCACAGUCUGGGUUGGGUCUGCCUUGCUCAUUGUGUACUGGAAGUGUUCUCUAGCUACAUGGUGCAGUGAUAACCUGGACAUUUCAUCCCUUUUUCCCCUGCUUUGUGCCCAAGGAGAGCCCAUGUCUUUCUUAUAGACAUGAAGAGAUUUGUGCAUUCAAGGAUUUGGCUUUUUUUGGUUGUGUCUGUGGCUCUGGUUUUAUUUGUGAAAUGUCAAGAGGAAAACAAUGGAGAUGACUGUAUGGUCGACGGCCAGGUGUACACCAACCGGGACAUCUGGAAGCCGGAGCCGUGUCGGAUAUGCGUGUGUGACAACAGCGUAGUCCUGUGUGACGAGAUCCAGUGCGACGAGGUGGCCAACUGUGAGAAGGUGGUCAUACCCGAGGGCGAGUGCUGUCCUGUUUGCCAGACAGACGCCGGCACCACCGACCGCGUCGACCCCCGACCCGACGGCGGCAGGGUUUACAGGGGUCAGAAAGGAGAACCGGGUGAUGUACCGCUAGUGACUGGGAUCAGAGGUCGUCCUGGGCCCACGGGGCCUCCCGGCUCACCAGGAUUUAGAGGGGAGAGAGGACAGAAAGGAAGACCUGGGCUGCGUGGACCGGCGGGCUAUGAUGGUGAACCGGGAGUGCCAGGAAAUCCAGGAGAACCAGGUCCUGCAGGAAACCAGGGUCCGCCGGGAGGACUGGGAGCUCAAAUGGCUGGAGGCUUUGGGGAUGAGAAAUCAGCUGGACAAACAGCCAUGGUUCCAGGAACAAGGGGAGAUGCAGGUGCAAGAGGACCUCCUGGGCCAAGUGGAUCGCCUGGCCACUCUGGACCUCAAGGACCCACCGGGGAAGUUGGUGAUCCAGGUCACAUGGGUCCAUCUGGACAAAGAGGACCUGAAGGACCAGCUGGAAAAGCGGGUGAAGAUGGUGAAGCAGGAAAACCAGGAAAUGCAGGAGAGAAGGGAUUCCCUGGAUCAGCUGGAGCUCGAGGGUUUCCAGGAACACCUGGGCCACCAGGAUUAAAAGGUCACAGAGGUCACGCAGGUCCAAUGGGUUUAAGAGGAGAAACGGGAGCUGUAGGAUCAAAGGGUGGAUUGGGUCCCACUGGUCCAAUUGGCGCACUGGGCCCUAUGGGCCCUGUAGGGAUGCCUGGGGAGAGAGGGCGCGUAGGUGCGAGUGGUAUACCGGGGACGAAAGGCCCUCCCGGGAACGUUGGUAAACCAGGUCCAAUGGGUCCAUUAGGAAUCAAUGGUCCCCCAGGAUAUCCAGGAAUUCCAGGAAUGAAGGGCCAGCCUGGUGCCACAGGCGUGCGAGGCCCCGAGGGUCCCCAGGGCCAGAGGGGGGAAACUGGACACCAAGGCAGGGCAGGAGCAGUCGGCCAACAAGGUCCUUCAGGAACGGACGGAGGCCGUGGUACUAAGGGGCCGGUGGGUAGCAUGGGUGUGCAGGGUCCAGGGGGUCACCUUGGCCCCGCUGGUCCACCAGGACCUCAGGGAAGCACUGGACAGCCUGGGAUCAAAGGUCAACUGGGAGACGUCGGUGUUCCUGGUUACAAAGGAGAGGCCGGACCCAAAGGAGAACCUGGUCCCCCAGGUUCCCAAGGAGUUAUCGGGCCCCAGGGCGAGGAGGGGAAGAGGGGACCUCGUGGUGACUCUGGCUCACUAGGACCUCCGGGACCUGUUGGCGAGAGGGGAUCUCCUGGUAACAGAGGUUUUCCUGGUGCUGAUGGACUACCCGGACCUAAGGGCGCAGUAGGAGAUCGUGGACCUUCUGGCAUAUCUGGGCCUAAAGGUUCAGGGGGGGAUCCCGGCCGCACUGGCGAACCUGGCCUUCCAGGGGCAAGGGGUCUGACCGGAACUCCAGGAGUCCAAGGAGCUGAAGGAAAGCCAGGACCACUGGGUCCAGCAGGAGAAGAUGGCCGUCCAGGGCCAGCAGGGUCUAUAGGAACCAGAGGUCCCGCAGGAACCAUGGGAACCACAGGGCCAAAGGGCUUCAAUGGAGACCCAGGAAAGACCGGUGAACAAGGAUCUCCGGGUGUGGCAGGACAAAGGGGUCCUCCUGGGAAAGACGGAGAAGUGGGACCUUCUGGACCUGCUGGGCCUCCGGGGGUUGCAGGUGAAAGAGGUGAACAGGGACCGCCUGGAGUGAACGGUUUCCAGGGAUUACCCGGCCCACCUGGCCCACCUGGAGAGUCAGGAAAACCAGGUGAUUUGGGUAUUGCCGGAGAGGGAGGAGCUGUUGGUCAAACUGGACCGCGGGGAGAGCGUGGAAUCCCAGGAGAGAGAGGAGAACUCGGAUCUCUGGGUGUGGCUGGACCAAAAGGAAUCCCUGGAGCACCAGGACCCGAUGGACCAAAGGGUAGUCCUGGUCCCUCUGGUGGACUCGGUGACCUAGGCCCUCCUGGACUUCAAGGGAUGCCUGGCGAGAGAGGGAUCUCAGGUCCACCUGGACCUAAAGGUGACAGAGGGUCUGGUGGAGAAAAGGGAUCUGAGGGUACAGCUGGAAACGAUGGCGCAAGAGGUCUUCCUGGCUCUCUUGGCCCACCAGGACCCCAUGGACCCAGUGGUGAAAAGGGAGAACCUGGACCUAAAGGCCCACCCGGUCCUCACGGAUCGAGAGCAAUGCCUGGAUCCCGUGGUGAACCUGGUCCAAUUGGUCCCGUGGGAUUUGCUGGACCCCCUGGUCCCGACGGUCAACCAGGUGUCAAGGGGGAGCCUGGAGAGCCUGGUCAGAAGGGUGACGCUGGUUCUCCAGGGCCUCAAGGCUUGUCCGGGUCCCACGGACCUCCUGGUAUCGUUGGUGUGGCCGGACUGAAGGGUGGCAGAGGAACCCAGGGAGCCCCUGGCCCGACUGGUUUCCCUGGAUCUCCAGGCAGGGUUGGACCACCAGGACCAAAUGGUCCCAUUGGAGAACCCGGACCCCUUGGUUCCCCUGGGAAGGAGGGUCCUCCUGGCCUUCGUGGAGAGAAUGGUUCCCCUGGAAGACAAGGAGAAAGAGGCCCUCCAGGAGCAGCUGGAGGCCCAGGAGACAAGGGAGACUCUGGAGAGGAUGGACCCACGGGUCCUGACGGACCCCCAGGUCCCGCCGGAACAACUGGACAGAGAGGCAUUGUGGGUCUUCCUGGUCAGAGGGGAGAACGUGGGAUGGUUGGACUUCCAGGACCAGCGGGUCCUCCAGGGAAACAGGGGUCUACUGGAGCUACCGGAGACAAAGGCCCCCCGGGUCCAGUCGGCUCUCCUGGUGCUAACGGACCUCGUGGCGAUCCUGGUCCCGAUGGUCCCGCUGGAUCUGAUGGGCCGACAGGGAAAGAUGGAGUCAUUGGUCUAAGGGGCGAUCGAGGGGACCCAGGUCCAGAAGGACUGCUCGGGACCACAGGACAACCCGGUACCCCAGGUCCAGUCGGUGCGACCGGUGGCCCUGGGAAAAGAGGAGACGCUGGAUCCAGAGGACCAAACGGCCCACCUGGAUCGGCGGGAAAGCGAGGUUUAACGGGACCCCAAGGACCAAGAGGUGACAAGGGAGACCUGGGAGACCAUGGGGAGAGAGGACAGAAGGGACACCGAGGCUUCACCGGUCUACAGGGUCUUCCUGGAUCCCCCGGUACACCAGGAGAGCAAGGAGCGGCAGGAAUCGUCGGACCGAAUGGCCAGAGAGGACCUUCCGGACCUGUCGGGCCGCCAGGAAAAGAAGGCUACAUCGGCCAGCCUGGACCAAUGGGGCAGCCUGGAACACGUGGAUUAAGUGGCGAAAUUGGACCUGAGGGACCCCCAGGAGAGCCCGGCCCGACUGGCCCCCCUGGACCCCCUGGCCCCCCCACAGCUGCCAUGGACGACCUGUUUGUCGACAUUCAGGACUACGACUCCGGCCCUCCUCCUCCUCCUGAAUUCAGUGAGGACGAGGCUCUGCCCAAUAGCAAUGCCACCCAGCCCCUUGACCCAGGCGUGCAAGCCACUCUGAAGGCUCUCAGCAGCCAGAUCGACAGCAUGAAAAGCCCAGAUGGCAGCAGGAAGCACCCAGCCAGGACGUGCCAGGAUCUGAAGCAGUGCUACCCGCUGAAGAAGACUGGGGAAUACUGGGUCGAUCCAAACCAAGGAAGCUCAGAGGAUGCUAUCAAAGUAAAUUGUAAUAUGGAGACGGGAGAGACCUGCAUCUCGGCCAAUCCCGCCAGCAUACCACGCAAAGUAUGGUGGAGCACCUCAAGGAACAAGCCUGUGUGGUUUGGAGCCGAUAUCAACAGAGGAAAACAAUUCACCUACGGUAACAAAGAUCAGCCCGCCAACUCUGUCACCGUCCAGAUGACGUUCAUCCGUCUGCUCUCCAAGGAGGCUUCCCAAACCGUCACCUACCACUGCAAGAACACAGUGGGCUACAAGGAUGAGGCGACGGGCAACCUGAAGAAAGCCGUCAUUCUCAAGGGCUCCAAUGACCUGGAGCUCAAGGCGGAAGGAAACAGCCGGUUCCGAUACACAGUGACAGAGGACAGUUGUGCAAAAUCCAAUGGCAAGUGGGGCAAGACGGUGUUUGAGUACCGGACACAGAAAACUGCCAGACUUCCCAUCAUGGAUAUGGCCCCUGUGGACAUUGGGGGGUCAGACCAGGAGUUUGGUAUCGAUAUCGGGCCAGUAUGCUUCCUAUAAAUUCCAACAGUGACAACAGCAACAACAGGGAGGUACUGAAGAGAAUCCUGAGACUCUCGGACUGACAGCUGAGGAGAUCAGCCUUGUGUACAUAUAAGUACUGCGGAUAACAAUCGCCCUGUGGCAUGAUAUUUAUUGUGUCCUUCCAGCCAUUCCCGUCAAAGCUGAUACGUUGUGCCCAGUGAACACUAGAUGAAUGUUUGGGUGAAAUAAAGAGCAACAUUUAGGAAGGUUGAGUGCAUUAUACCUAAGAGUAUGUUGUCUUUUAUCUGUGUUUAUAUGUAGAAUACUAUGGUACCAAAACCCCAGUACAUUGACACAAUAUUUGUUUGUUUUGGAACAAAGAUUAUUAUUUUUUAAAAGCUGCCAAAAGACGUUAACAUGAAUACUUUAGAAAAAAUGUGUAGUCAUUAACUGCUGUUUGUGGAAAUACAAUUUGGUUACACUUUUAAUUAAGUUGCCCUAAGUACUAUGUAAAUAGGUCAGAAUUAUCAAAAUGGCGGCUUUCAAAGUGUUAUAACCAAACUUUAGUUAGAGUGGAACAAAAAUUAUGUAUAAUAACCUGCAGUAACACACUUUGAUUAACAUUAAGUGAAUGUGUAAUUAUGCAUUCCUUGUUCCAAUUGCAUAGACUUAUUCUCCAACUAAUGUUUGCAUAGUAAUUACAGCAACUUUAUAGUUUUACCCACUAUUCUACAAAAAUAUAGCAGUUUAUUCCAACAUUAUUAGAUUGCCUAAUGUUUUUCAUCAUGCUAAAUGUCUUUUUACAAACUGUUUUCCAUGUAAAAUGUAAAUUGAAUGGUGCUAUUGAGGAAAUGAAUCCAGCGAAAUGCUUUAACAAGUACACAUUGUUUUUUCUUUCGGAACUGAGUGAGCUUGAUACAACUGAUUUCUGUAUCCAAGUUACCCUGACUCAGUUCAAUCAAAAUUAAAGAUCCAACCAGACGGUCAAUUCCUCAGUUUUAGCUACCUCGUUUCCACAAACAUGGAUGCCAUUGGAUGGCAUGCAACCCGAUCCACAGGUUUGGUGCUAUCUGUUUGUAAUCAUGUGCUUCUCUGCCAGCAGUGGUACAAGGCAGGGGGUACCAAUAAAGAUGGAGAGUUGGAAUGGCGUGUCUUGUGAACGGUGUGGUGUUUGUCUUUUAAGAUAACUGCUUUUGUCUUUAAUAAGUCAUGGUCAAUAUAACACUUUGUGUUUUAUUUGCAGUUCAUGAUCAUUUUAAAGCUAUUAGUUUUUUUUGUUUUUUAGCUCUGGAUCAUUUUAACACUACUACUGUGUUGUUUUUAAUCUGCAUGUCGGUAAGCUUUUAAAGUCACUUUCUCUUAGUUAUCCUUUAUAAACACAGCUUGAGACAUUGAACAAGAUUACCUUAAAAAAAAAGAUUUGCUUCAUGUAUUUUUGCUAUGCAACAAAUUAAAAAAUAUGCUUGUCUAUCCCCAAA